This is a messenger RNA of Scaptodrosophila lebanonensis, 626 nucleotides long. RefSeq names its product microsomal glutathione S-transferase 1 (gene Mgstl). Gene Ontology annotation, cellular component: membrane. Bases 58 to 510 code for a protein of 150 amino acids. Lineage: Eukaryota; Metazoa; Arthropoda; Insecta; Diptera; Drosophilidae. The transcript is spliced from 2 exons. The record is from RefSeq and is a predicted model, not a curated record.
CAGCAGAGAAGAACACAUAGUUGACAUUUGGAAGUCCGCAUAAUAGAAUCAGAAAACAUGGCUGUUGUGGAACUAUUGAACCUUAAUAAUGUGGUCUUCAGGACCUACGUGUUCUGGACAGGAGUUCUGGUGCUGAAAAUGUUUGCCAUGAGCGCCUUGACCGCAGUAAAGCGCUUUAAAACAAAGACCUUCGCCAACCCCGAGGACUUGAUGUCGCCCAAACUCAAAGUCAAAUUCGAUGAUCCCGAUGUGGAGCGUGUGCGUCGCGCCCAUCGCAACGAUCUGGAGAACAUUCUGCCCUUCUUCAUCAUUGGACUCCUCUACACACUGACCAACCCGAGCACCUUUCUGGCCGUCAAUCUAUUCCGUGCCGUGGGCAUCUCUCGCAUUGUCCACACUCUGGUCUAUGCCGUUGUUGUGGUGCCACAGCCGGCUCGCGCCCUCGCUUUCUUUGUGGCUCUCGGAAGCACCGCCUACAUGGCCUUACAGGUGGUGGCAGCUGCAUUCUAGAUUUACAAUUAGUACUCUCUUUAUACACGUACAUACAUACGUUUCUAUGUAGAGGUAAACAUUUAUAUUUUCAUAUUUGUUGGCUUAUUAAAUCUGGUGCUACAGUUUGAUGUUAA